ACCGGCGCAGAGCUCCGCACGCCGGCUCCUCCCCUGAAGCCCGCCAGCUGGGCUGGUCCAGCCUGCGUUCCUCAGGCCGGAGCUCUGGCCCAAGCCAGCCCGCCAUGGAGGGGGAUAUCUCCGCUGCCGCAGCCGACCAUUACCAGCCGGCCAGCCCCCCUCGAGACGCCUGCGUCUACAACAGCUGCUACUGUGAAGAAAAUAUUUGGAAGCUCUGUGAAUACAUCAAAAACCAUGACCAGUAUCCUUUAGAAGAGUGUUAUGCCGUCUUCAUAUCUAAUGAGAGGAAGAUGAUACCUAUCUGGAAACAACAGGCAAGACCUGGAGAUGGACCUGUGAUAUGGGAUUACCAUGUUGUCUUGCUUCAUGUUUCAAGUGGAGGACAGAGCUUCAUUUAUGAUCUCGACACUGUCCUACCAUUUCCCUGUCCCUUUGACACUUAUGUGGAAGAUGCCUUUAAGUCCGAUGAGGACAUCCAUCCACAAUUUAGAAGGAAAUUUAGAGUGAUCCGCGCAGAUUCCUAUUUGAAGAACUUUGCUUCUGACCGAUCUCACAUGAAAGAUUCCAGUGGGAACUGGAGAGAACCUCCUCCAUCAUAUCCUUGCAUUGAAACUGGAGAUUCCAAAAUGAACCUGAAUGAUUUUAUCAGCAUGGACCCUGAGGUAGGAUGGGGAGCUGUCUACUCACUGUCUGAAUUUGUACACCGGUUUGGCAGUCAGAACUACUGAACUUAACACCUGGAUGUAGAACCGUGGAGAAAUUCUAGAACAUGAACAAUCCAUCCUUUCCUUUGGGACAGCAAACAUGGCAUAUUUGGGUUGGCAUUAUGUUUUCAUCUUUUAUUUGAGUUGAAACAUGAGUGAACAAAAGAAAUAGAACAAGUAAAAAAAAAUUUGUUUUUGAUAUGUCAGGUUGAAACUUUUUGGCUUAUUUGUUAAACAUAUAAUGACUUAUGCCAGUAAUUAUUUUUGUUAUGGUAGAUGUGUGGACUUUGUGUCUGUUGUCGAUAUUUGUUUCUUUCCAGCUAUACUGUAAGCUCCUUGAGGGCAAGGCUGUGUGGCUCAUUGCUCUGUGAAUUUCUGUGCCCAUCAAAGGUGCCCAUACAAUGUUUGCUAGUAUUGUGCUACAGUUUCAAGAGGGCUAAUCCUGUGAGCUGAAUCACAAUAUGUUAUUAGUCUUUUUGUACUAUUAUGUGUUCUUGAAAAAGCUUGAGCCCUCUCAGCUUGAGUGUUACUUGGCCUAAUUUAUAUAUGGUUUUUAAAUAAAAUUGAUUUAAAAUUAA
Manis javanica (Malayan pangolin) is the source of this 1282-nucleotide messenger RNA. RefSeq names its product N-terminal glutamine amidase 1 (gene NTAQ1). Gene Ontology annotation, molecular function: protein-N-terminal glutamine amidohydrolase activity; protein-N-terminal asparagine amidohydrolase activity. Gene Ontology annotation, cellular component: cytosol; nucleus. Lineage: Eukaryota; Metazoa; Chordata; Mammalia; Pholidota; Manidae. The record is from RefSeq and is a predicted model, not a curated record.